Molecule: messenger RNA, 1659 nt
Organism: Porites evermanni
Lineage: Eukaryota; Metazoa; Cnidaria; Anthozoa; Scleractinia; Poritidae
Source: the annotation of a GenBank genome assembly
CUCCAGCUUGAACUCUUAUUUGAAAAUUGUCAAAGCCUUUUAAGUGAGAUGAGGGACGUGACCGUUCAAGUGGCUGGUAAUUUAGGCGCUGAGGCAGCAGCAGUGGCAAAAGCUGCUGAACCUAAGCAGCAAUUAGAGCAACAACUGGAAUCACUGGGUGAGUUUACUUCACCAGGAGUGAUCCUGACUUUACUUGAUUACAAGAUUAUUCAGAUAGUAGUAAUGAUAAUUAUAAUAACACUUUGAAAACGACAAAAAAUUUAAUAAUCUGCUGAAUCGAACAAAUACAUUCCAGCCUUGAUAUACAAACAACGUGAUACUGAUUUAAAUGUAUAUUCUUUGAAUAUGAACUAUGAAUAUUCCAGGGAAUACAUAUUGCCAAAAAAUCAACUCUAUUCUUGCAGUUUGUGAGUUUCGUUUUGUUAAACGGGAUUUAUAUUAAUUUGUAGAGACUCAGUUGAAACAGGAGAAGGAAAGAGGAGCAAGGAAAAUACAGGCUGUGCGCUUGACUUGCCAGAAUCUUGUACUUCACAUGGCGAAAACGGUGAAGGAAUACUUCAAAAAAACAAUGGAGGACACGCGUCGGGAGUAUAAAAAGGAAUUGGAGCUAGCGCGUAGAGAGGGAAUCCAGGAAGGAAUGCGACGCCAAAGACAUCUUUUACAAAGGAAUAUGGUAAAAUAAUCUUGUUACUCGAAAACUGAACAUUGUAAAUAUCUCAGAGAAGAGGGAUGAGACCAGAAGUCAAUGGUUGAAUAGCAUUGCAGUAUCCUUCAUCCUUUCAACUGAUUUAGGUUGUGUGCGCGCGCGCAAUUUCAAUAUGCACGCUUGCUUUAUUUACUUAUUUAAUAGACGUGUAACUGACGUGUGUGUUAGCUCGUUAUGUAAUGUAUUACUUUUACUUUGUGUUGUUUUCCAAACUAAUAUGCCUUAAGUCAGUAACUGUGUUCAGAUUAAGGAUGGCUCCCGCUAAAAUUUUCUGCAUUUGGGUACAGUUUAUGGAGCCGAAACCAAUUGUGGAAUUGCAUAUAUCCCAGGCAUCCUGCCGAUGAACAGUUACGACAAGCAGAUAUUUCCCGUAACAACAAUUUGCCGUCUGUCCUCUUCGAAUUAUAAUCCACUCCCCUCGAGGCUUACAUACCAGGUAGCAGAGGUUUCUUUCCAACACGGUUUUGUAAACAAACUAUUUGUAAUAAAAUACUACACGAAUGUCAGCGACGCGAAUGACUUCAUACUUCCUAAAAACCACGAUGAAAAGAAACCUCUGUUUACAAGAUAAGUCUUUAAGAUCUGAAAUUUAAAAUCUGUGCGUUUAAUUAUGCGUUCCAAAGUUUAAUACCUCGAGUGAAUCAAGAGAUGAUGAGAUGAACGAUGAACUGGGGACUAGUUUGGUGUUGCGUGUAACCUCGCGCAAUUUUGCGUGUAAUGUAACGUCAUUCCUUUGAUCUGGGUCUCGUAUCUAUCAAGCUGAAACUAGGACUUGUUUCUUUCUCUUAUAGGUGUGCACCAGUUGUAACGUGAAUACGUCACGUCUGUUUAUGUGCAGUGGAUGUUGGUCAGCCUGCUACUGUGGAGAAGAAUGCCAGAGAAAUCACUGGCCUACACACAUGGAAACUUGCCGCGGGUUCAUUCCUAGAACUACCGAAGCCCAGAGAGUGUAA